AAUCCAGUAAUAACAUUAAGUCCACUUUAGUGGAUUUGUAAAACAAUCUAAGGGAUCUUCUGUAAGGUUUUGGACUAACAGGCGAGGUCAACGUUCCUCCCUGUAGUUAAACACAUUAGACCCUGGACACUAAGAUGUACCAAUAAUCCCUCUGUGGACCCACCUACACAGGUGAAUAUAAAGUCCAGAUGAGACAGCACACAGACACCAAACCUCAUCAGAGGAGAAUCCUGAACAUCUCCAUACACUGAGACAACAUGGAUCCAAGAGCCUCCUUCUCCAUUCUGAUGCUGCUGGUUGGCUUCUCCCAAGCAUUUAUUCUACCGGAGCAGAAGCUUGCAGAUAUGUUAAUAGAGCCAGAAGAUGUGGACAUCACAACAACAAUCUUAGAGACCAACAAUGGAUCUACUGAAAUCUUGCUUGAAGGAGAUCUGCUGUUUCCCAAAACCAGAAAUGCUCUCUACUGCUUAACCAACAACUGUUUCUGGAAGAAAAACGCCAACAAUCUAGUUGAGGUCCCUUACAUACUGAGCAGUGAAUACACAUCUAAUCAGAUUAGUAUUAUCCAGAACGCCAUGGCGUCCUUCCACAGCAAAACCUGCAUCCGCUUUGUGCCCAGAUCAUCUGAGGUCGACUACAUCAGUAUUGAGAGCAAAUCUGGGUGUUACUCGUCUCUUGGUAAAACAGGUGGCAAACAGGUGGUCUCCCUCAGCAAGGUCGGCUGUAUGAUCCAUGGCCUCAUUGAACAUGAGCUCAAUCACGCCCUGGGCUUCUACCAUGAGCAAUCAAGGAGCGAUCGUGACCAGUACAUCAGGAUCAACUUUGAAAACAUUGCUCCUGAUAUGGCCUACAACUUCGUCAAAAAGAACACCAACAAUCAAAACACUCCAUACGACUACAGCUCCAUCAUGCACUACAGAAGAACGGCCUUCGCCAUCCAGGCCGGAUUGGUAACCAUCACUCCCAUUCCCGAUGCGUCUGUGUCAAUCGGACAGAGAAAGGAAAUGUCUGACAUCGACAUCCUGAGGAUCAACAAACUGUAUGGAUGCUAAAGCCGAGGCUUAUGAAGAUGUGAUGUUACUGAUACAGUAGUUUAAUAGAGGUUAUGUGUAGAUGUUCUUUGUCUUUCAUUGGUGUUGGAUUUCCCAUUUUUAGAUUGCGUGUGGAAAAAUAAACUUACUCAUAUCACAAGA
Misgurnus anguillicaudatus (oriental weatherfish) is the source of this 1193-nucleotide messenger RNA. Lineage: Eukaryota; Metazoa; Chordata; Actinopteri; Cypriniformes; Cobitidae. The record is from RefSeq and is a predicted model, not a curated record.